Orbilia oligospora ATCC 24927 is the source of this 1326-nucleotide messenger RNA. RefSeq lists its product as uncharacterized. NCBI's taxonomy places the organism in Eukaryota, Fungi, Ascomycota, Orbiliomycetes, Orbiliales, Orbiliaceae. The transcript has 2 exons. The record is from RefSeq and is a predicted model, not a curated record. Bases 1 to 1326 code for a protein of 441 amino acids.
AUGGGCACUCAUUCGCCAGAUAGUACGGAUCUUCUGUACUUUGUGAAGCUAGAUUUUCUGGGCGGCUGCAAGGAACUCGAGAAGGCGGUAUCCAAACACGUCCAGAGGCUCGAAGCCGAAAUUAGCGACCUGGUGGGGGAAAGAGAUAGCUUGAAACGACAAUUGAAUGAUUUGGAAAUGAAAGGGGAUAGUAUGGUAGCAGAUAUGAUCAAACUGAUGAGGGAGAAGGAUGAUUUAAAAAGCGAAAGGGACACAUUAACUGUGGAAAAGAAUGAUUUAAAGGUUGAAAGGGAUAUAUUGACAGUCGAAAAGAACGAUUUAAAGGUGGAAAGGGAUACUCUAAUAACAGAAACGAAUGAUUUAAAAACAGAAACGAAUGAUUUGAAGAUAGAAAAGAACGAAUUGAUAGCAGAGGGAGACAACUUAAAAACGGAGGUCAAAAAUCUGAUAACACAGACGACGGUUUUGGUAACAGAGAAGAACGAUUUAGAAACAGAGGUCAAAAAUCUUUUGACGGAGACAACAGUUUUGGUAACAGAAAAAAACGAUUUAAAAACAGAAGUCGAAAAUCUGACAACGGAGAAAACGGGUUUGGUAACAGAAAAAGAUGAUUUAAAAACGGAAGUCACAAAUCUGAAAACAGAGACAAUAGUUUUGGUAACUGAAAGGGACGAUUUGAUAACUGAAAAGAACACUGUGGUAACAGAAAGAAACGAUUUGAAAACAGCGGUGGAAGACCUAACAAAAGAAAAGGACGAAUUUGCUACACAACAGGUGCAUUUGAAAACAGCGGUGGAACAUCUAAUAACAGAGAAAGUGAAAUUUAUAAGACAAAGAGACAACUUGAAAGAAGCAGUGGUUAUUCUGGUAGAGGAAACGAAACAUUUGACAAUCAAAAACAACAAUUUGGAAACAGAGAAAAACAAUUUGAAAACAGAAACGAACAAUUUAAAAACAGAAGCGAACAACUUGAAGAUAGAAGCGAACAACUUGAAAAUAGAAGCAAACAAUUUGCACAUACAAAAGAACUACUGGAGGGCAGAGAAGACCAAUCUGAUAACAGAAAGGGAUAAUUGGGAACUAGAGAGGGCCAAUCUAAUAAAAGAAACGGACUUUCUUAAGGCUGAAAAGGCUAGACUGGAAGCAGAGAAGAAAGAACUGUCAAAAUUAGGUAACUCACACCUUAAAGAAUUGCGAGGAAUUAAUGAAGAGUUGCAACAGGCCAAAAUUUUUUAUCAAGACCAUAGUAUCAAACCAAGUACAAGCUCUAAGAUAUGCGUGCUUCAGGUUAAGAUAUGUGUGCUGAUACCAGAGAGGAGCCAGUGA